Molecule: messenger RNA, 1944 nt
Organism: Penicillium digitatum Pd1
Lineage: Eukaryota; Fungi; Ascomycota; Eurotiomycetes; Eurotiales; Aspergillaceae
Product: putative RNA binding protein Ligatin/Tma64
Biological process (GO): translational initiation; formation of translation preinitiation complex
Molecular function (GO): translation initiation factor activity
Source: RefSeq, a predicted model, not a curated record
AUGUUUAAAAAGAAACCUACGAUCAAAAACCUUUCUCCGCUACGAUCUUCUGAUCGCCGGAAGAUUGCCGACCAAAUUAUCAAGGAUUACCAGAUUCACGUCAACUCAGACACCACCAACACAGACUCGUCUGAGCCCAGCACAGCAUCUGCCCCCGCCUUAAGCCUUACAUCGAUUCGAAAUGCCCUUCUACCCGAUAACACCCAGACUGCUCGUUUCACCACCACUGCCGGUCCAGAGCUUCGCGAACUUCAAGGGAUCGUGUACAUUGGCACACAUCCCGACGGCGAUGAGCGAGUGCUAUGGUUCAAGCUGGAACACGGCCCGGGGGCUGACAAACGACUAUACCCCACAGUCUACACAUUAUGGCAGAACCCGAACUUAGUUCCCUUACUCUACACGCCGGAGUUUGUGAUGGGGAAGCUCCAUGGUGGAGCUGACCUUAUGACACCGGGCCUCGCCAAUGAACCUCCAUUUCCCGAAAGGGCGAUCAAGGGUGCCGUUGUCGCGGUCGCGAGUCUAGACAGACAUACGGUGCCCCUUUUUGUAGGAAUCUGUGAGAUCGACGUUUCGGCAUUGGGAGAGGUGCAAGGCACAAAAGGUCAUGCGGUCCGUGGAUUGCACUGGGAGGGUGAUGAACUUUGGGCGUGGAGCUCUGCAUCACUGCCGGGCCGUCCAGCUCCAGAGUAUCUGGAGGGCUGGGAUGAGGACAAAACUGAGGGUGUCGAGGAAAAAAUGGAGGAAUUGAGAAUCGAGGAUGAUGAGGCUACAAUCGCCUCGGGGAACACUGAAACGCUAAGCAAUGAUCCAACCGCAUCAGAAGAACCCGUCACCGAGGAAGAGGUGCCGACAACAGAGGAAAUCGAUGAGGCGUUUUUAAAUGCUUUUGUCUACGCCCUGUACAAACUUAAGCAGGAUAACCCAUCAGCAACCGACCAUGGCCUUCCACUGCCAAUCACAGCUUCGGCAUUGAUAGCCAACUUCACUACUCCUUAUCUUCCUGUGUACACCCCCCAACAAGCCCUGCAUUACAACAUCAAAAAAACCAGUUGGAAGAACGUCAAAAAGUUCAUGAAACACCUAGACAAGUCGAAGCUUGUCAAGACCAAGGAACGCAACGGCCAGGAAACGGUUAUUUUGGAUGUUGACUUUGGAGACCAUCGGGUCGAGCGAUUUGUGCCAUACAGACUACCUUCACCGCGUGCCUUGGAGAACAAUAAGACGGCCACACCUGAGGGCAAAAAGUCAGUUGCUACUGAUGGGUCCGACCCUUCGGUGGGCCAGGCGAUCACGGUGCAAAGUCUAUAUCGGCCAUCAGGAAAGCUGGUGCCCACUGUUUUCCCUGCCCUCGCUGCUAGCGACACCAAUAACUUUUACAAAUACUCCGAAGUGUCCAGUCACUUGGAUCAAUAUCUCGAAUCCCAAAAUCCGCCGAUCAUUGCAAAAGAGAACCGGCGCAUCAUAACCCUCAACCCGUUCCUCGCCAACACCAUCUUCAAUUCAUCAUCAACCGAAGAUAAAGGGACCCUUGCACGCGGCAAGGUCACUCGCGAUGGUCUUUUAAAGCGAUUGAUGGAUGAUAAAACACUGCUCUCGCCGUAUCAUGCCAUUUUAAAGACUGGUCAAACUAUUGCAGACGUCAAGCCGAAAGCCGGUACCGCACCAAAAGUCCAUGUCACCCUCGAGAAGCGGACAGGUUCCAAAACAGUUACCAAAGUCAUGACUCUGGAAGUCUUUGGCAUCAUUCCUAGUCUAUUGGCACAGGAGCUUCAGAAGAAGUGCGCCGGCAGCACGAGUGUCACACAAGCUGUUGGUGCCCCUAAGGGGAUCAUGGAAGUUUUGGUUCAAGGUGACCAGCGAAAAGCCAUUGAGACGGCCCUUGUUCGCCGUGGAUUGAAGCCACAGAUGAUCGAAGUUGUCGAUAAGACCAAGAAGAAAAAAUGA